Messenger RNA from Scheffersomyces coipomensis, 1755 nucleotides. Its product is annotated as Elongator subunit. Gene Ontology annotation, cellular component: transcription elongation factor complex; elongator holoenzyme complex; cytoplasm. The transcript has a single exon. The coding region runs from base 103 to 1377 and encodes 424 amino acids. Lineage: Eukaryota; Fungi; Ascomycota; Pichiomycetes; Serinales; Debaryomycetaceae. Gene Ontology annotation, biological process: tRNA wobble uridine modification. The record is from RefSeq and is a predicted model, not a curated record.
AUCAUCGCACUACCUCAGAAACCCAAAUUAGAUCUCAUCAAUAAUUUUUCUUAAAACCUAUUGCAAAAUUUGAUUCUAAAAGGGCAGAAGUCAUAUUAUCAAAUGUCGUUUCGUAAAAGAAGUGAAGUGAUAGGAGGCGGUCCUACUCCUCAAAGAGGAGCUCCAGUUUCACCAAUUCCAGGUAGAGGUCCGGUUGUACCUAGAGGCCCUAUUUCAUCAUUAAAUAGACAAAUUCCUGCUAGAGAUGCAAUCCGUUCACCCCAAUCAAAAUCAAAAGAUGAUCUAGAAGCUAUUAUGAGUAAUCCGGCAGUCAGACCAUCAUUAAUAACUUCUCAGCCAACUAUAUCAACUGGUGCAUCUGAUUUGGAUAAAAUAUUAUUACAUCAGGGAUUACCCUUGGGUCAUUCAUUACUUUUGGAAGAAUCCAGUACUACUGAUUUCUCUUCUGUAGUGCUCAGAGCAUUCGUUUCACAAGGGGUUAUGCAUAAUCGAAUUACAAAAGAUAAGCUUCAUUCACAUGUUAUAGUAGCUGGGGUUCCAAGUCAAUGGGCUAAUGAUUUACCAGGAUUAUAUAAGGGUUCAUCUAAAGAGCAAAAAAAGGCAAAAAUAGCGGAAAAUGAAUCUAAGGUUAGUGUUUCUAACUUAUCUAAUAGAGUAGCAUCAGGUAGAAAUGAUUUAAAGAUUGCAUGGAGAUAUGGAUUAAAUCAAAAAGCAUCUGGUGAAGAAUUCGGUGAAAAUAGUAGUUAUGAAAAUUACAAUAAUCAAUUUGAUAUAACACAGAAAUUAACACCAGGUCCAAGUAGUCAAGACAUUUCCUUCGUGAGGAUUUCACCUAAUUUUGGCGAUAUAAUAAGUCAAAUAGAAGGAAUUAUAAAGUUACAGUUGAAGCAAGAUCCUUCAAAAACAAUUAGAUUGGUCAUUCCAAGUCUUUUAAACCCAACCAUUUACAGUCCUAUAUUUAGUGCACCUACUUUCAUAAUACCAUUCAUACAUACAUUAAGAGCACAACUACGUAAAUACGAAAAUUCAUUGUCAUUAAUAGCAUCAAUUUGUUUAGAACUCUAUCCAAGAGAUUCUAGUUUAACUUCCACAUUAGAAGGAUUGUUUGAUUCCGUAAUUCAUUUACAACCAUUCAAUCAAGAAAUGAGUCAAUUGAUAGAAAAAGCAUACAAGAAUGAGCCUGCUAAAAUUCAGCAAGGUCUAGUGAACAUUAUAAAACUACCUGUUUUGUCUGAGAAGGGUCUUAUGAUGAUUCAUGAUGGUGAAUAUGCUUUCAAGAAUGGUAGAAAGAAAUUUGAAAUAGAAGAGUGGGGUAUACCUGUGGAGGAUGUUGGUAAGGAUGAGGAACAACAAACCACUAAAAAUAUAGACUUCUAAAUAUCAUAAUAAUGUAUACUUUUCAUGCUAACUUUUGGUCUAAGUUUUCCAAUUUCUGUAGAAUCUGUUUCUGUGUACUUUGGAUCUCGUUUAUCCGGCCUAUAACAUAUAAGAAUUGAUCUUCUGAAAGUGUAUUAGAUGACCCGCUAUCACUUCUCAUUGAUGAGCUGCGUGAAUGUACAAAGAGGCUGGUAGAACUAUUGUUGAACUGUGUGUCACUUGUAAAGGAAACUGUCUUUGCUCUCUUGUUGAUCUCUUCAAGGACUUCUUUGUCUUUAGUUUGUAUUGCUUCAUGUUCAAUCUCGCUAAUCUUUUGGCGACGUAUGGGUGAACCACUUCUCUUAAUAGGAGAAAAUCUAUUUGGCUGAGGUAUUUUGG